CGGAAGCGGAAGCGCGGCGCACUUCCGGUGCGCAGCAGGCGGCCAUGUUGGAGCAGCGGAGGCGGCGCAGAGGCGCGUCCUGGGUCCCCGCGGCGGCGCCGGUGCCAAGCGCUGGUUUGCGGAUACCCAGGCAGAUCUGCAGUGCCUAAUGCCAUGAGCGUGGUGGUGCAGCAUGUGGAGGAGAAAGCUGUGCACUCCUGGUCGCGGAUCUCCACGGCAGGGAAGAAGGCCCUGGAGGAAGCGCUGCUUGUCUUUAACCCCAUGAGCCAGGAUCUCAGUGCCACUGAGGCCCAGCUUGUGGCCUUCCUGCAGGGCCUGCGGGAUGAUGGUUUCCAACCAACCAUCCUGCGCAGCGGUGAUGUCUAUGGCUAUAGUUCGUGCACAGCCAACCCCCCAAGCCAGACAAAGCUUCAGGCUCGUGCCCCCACCCCAGCUGCCACAUCACCUCCAGCCAGUGCUCCCCGAACUGCCAUGCGGCUGCCUGCAGGCCGGGCCACGCUGCUCCCCAUGCCACUGUCUGGCAGGCUGGCCAAAGCAUCCACACCAGCCCUCGCCAAGCAUGCCACCACCAACCUGCUACUGAGCUCCCUGAAGCAGUCAAGUGCCAGCCGUGCCCGGGGUGCAGCAGUGGGCUUUCCCACCCACCUCUAUCCAGGUGUCUACCCUGCCAUGAGGCUCUCUGUUGUCCUUGAGGCCCUGGUUCCACUCAAGACUCCCAUGCCCUGCUUGGGUGCCAAGCACAAGGCACAGUCACUGCAGCUCUCACUUGCAGACUCUCCCCUGAAGCUGCGGAAAGGUCCAGGGAAGAGGCUGGGGAAUUCCCAGCCCAAAGCUCCCAGAAAAGCCACAAGCAAGGACCCCAAGUGUCUGACUCGAAGAGGCCCCAGGGCUGGACCCCGACGAGGCACUGGGCCCCAGAGCAAGACCUACAAAGCCUCUGGUUCCCUCAGUGGCCCACAAAUGAAAGGUGGCUGUGCUCUGGGCACCAAAACAACCCAGGCCAAAGUUGCCCGUGCCCAGGCCAAGGUGGCUCGAACACAAGCCAAAGCUGCCAAGGCCCGGGCAAAAGCCAAGGCAGCACGGAUCAAGGCCAAGGCAGUACGGGCCAAGGCUAAGGCCAAGGCAGUGCGGGCCAGGGCCAAGGCCAAGGCAGUGCGGGCCAGGGCCAGGGCCAAGGCAGUGCGGGCCAGGGCCAGGGCCAAGGCAGUGCGGGCCAGGGCCAGGGCCAAGGCAGUGCGGGCCAGGGCCAGGGCCAAGGCAGUGCGGGCCAGGGCCAGGGCCAAGGCAGUGUGGGCUAAGGCCAAGGUGGCUCGGACCCAGCCCAGGGGCAGGGGCAGGCCAAAAAGGUCUGUUCAGGCCAGGACUGCAAGGAGGGGCCGGAAAAGCUGCCCUGAGACUGUGGGACAGAAGAGGAAAAGGACUGAGGAGGCAAAGGAUCUUCCUCCCCAGAAGAGAACACGGCUUGGGCCCCAAUCCCCUAAGGUAUGGCUAGGAUCUGGAACGGCAAAGCUGCUGAAAUUCCGGGCCAUCAAGGUGGACAGGCAGUCCUCAGACCAUGAGGUGCGGCAGCAGGCUCAGCGGAUCCUCCGUGUGAACCUUUCCCCUGUAAUACGACUUCAGCCAUUGCUGCCAUACUCAGCACCCUGAUUCCUUCACGUAGCAAUGUUCGGGGAAACUGAGCCCAGCUGUCUGUGGCCAGUGGCACAGUGUGCAAUGCCCAUGGAUUCCACAACCCUAAGGACUCUGGGUGCCUCUCCAGGGCCCUGAGAGCCACCAGCCUCCUUUCAGAGACUGGAGGAUGUGG
Molecule: messenger RNA, 1804 nt
Organism: Balaenoptera acutorostrata (minke whale)
Lineage: Eukaryota; Metazoa; Chordata; Mammalia; Artiodactyla; Balaenopteridae
Gene: CCDC71
Product: coiled-coil domain containing 71
Exons: 2
Coding region: 154-1647 (497 amino acids)
Source: RefSeq, a predicted model, not a curated record